AUAUAUUAUUAUUAGAGUUCAAUAUACCCUUUUGAUUGAUUAUUGUCGAUCUGUGGGAGGGAUGACGAUGAUGAAGAAUACUAAAGGUGUGGUUCUGUUUGUGAUGGCGGUGGCUCUGCUUGUGACUGUGAGCCGGACGUCGUUAAUGGCGGAGGCAACAAGGUACAUAAGUCCAUGUGUCCUAAACCCUAAUGAGCCUGGCUGUCCUGGCGCUCCUCCUAGUAUUGGCACUCCUCCUAGUACUCCUGUCCCUGCCAAUCCUUACGACCGUGGUUGCUUGCCCAUUAACCGCUGCCGUCCUGGUAAUGGAGGCGGCGACCAUGCCUAAACUAGGUCGAAUUAUGAUCAUGUGCGUGCCGUUGUUUUCGUUUGAAUUCGUCUGUAGUACAUUGUGAUAUUGCCAUCAUUGUAUUAUUUCAAUAAUUUAUGAAUGAUUGGCUUUGGUUCCUAGAAUCCUAGUAUCAACUUGUCUCUCUUUUUUUCUUGGGACAAACUUAAUCAAUGAGUUUUUUAUUAUUAUUAUUUGAUCCAAAAUUUUAGAGCACAGAAGAACGAGAUUGGUGCUAAUUAUCUGCUUACACAAAAAAUUAAACUUGUACCACAUCGGUUAAAAACAAUGAAUUAAAAGGUGAAAG
Molecule: messenger RNA, 635 nt
Organism: Linum trigynum
Lineage: Eukaryota; Viridiplantae; Streptophyta; Magnoliopsida; Malpighiales; Linaceae
Source: the annotation of a GenBank genome assembly